UCCCGCCGCCGCCGCGUCCUGCCCCGGGCCCGGCUGCCCUCUGCCUCCCUCGCGUUACCCGCUCGUCGCCCACCCGCCCGCCCGGCCGGAGGGAGGCAGGCAGGCAGGCAGCAUGCAGCGGGCCGCGCUCUUCAGCGGCGGCGAUGCGCAGAUGGCCGCCGGGGACCUGGGCGAGCUGCUCGUCCCUUACAUGCCCACGAUCCGGGUGCCCAAGUCAGGGGACCGGGUCUACAAGACGGAGUGCGCCUUCUCCUACGACUCGCCUGAUUCAGAAGGAGGUCUCUAUGUGUGCAUGAACACGUUUCUGGGAUUUGGAAGGGAACACAUUGAAAGGCAUUACCGGAAAACAGGACAGUGUGUAUAUUUACAUCUGAAACAACGUGUGAUAGAGAAGGUACCAGGGGCAUCUGGCGGAGCUUUACCAAAAAGGAGGAAUGCUAAGCUAUUUUUAGAUCUAGAGACAAACAGUGAUCUCAACAGCGAUGACUUUGAAUAUGAAGAUGAAGUAAAACUCGUUAUAUUUCCUGAUCACUAUGAAAUCUCAUUACCCAAUAUAGAAGAGUUACCAGCACUGGUGACAAUAGCUUGUGAUGCACUCCUCAGUGCAAAAUCACCCUACAGGAAACAGGACCCUGACUCCUGGGAAGAAGAGCUACAGGCAUCUAAACAUGCCAAAACACUUGUACAGUUAGACAAUGGUGUUAGAAUUCCCCCCAGCGGUUGGAAAUGCUCAAAAUGUGACUUGCGGGAGAAUCUGUGGCUAAACCUGACAGAUGGUUCUGUGCUGUGUGGAAAGUGGUUCUUCGAUGGCAGUGGGGGGAACGGGCAUGCAAUGGAGCACUACAAGGAGACAGGUUAUCCCCUGGCAGUGAAGCUGGGAACCAUCACUCCUGAUGGAGCAGAUGUCUAUUCCUUUGAUGAAGAGGAGCCAGUUUUAGAUCCGCAUAUAGCAAAACAUUUGGCACACUUUGGAAUUGAUAUGCUGCAGAUGCAAGUGACAGAGAAUGGGCUAAGAGAUAAUGAUAUAAAACCCAGAGUCUCUGAAUGGGAAGUGAUUCAGGAAGCUGGUGUGAAACUCAAGCCCAUGUAUGGCCCAGGAUACACUGGAAUGAAGAACCUAGGAAAUAGCUGCUACCUCAAUGCCGUCAUGCAAGCCAUUUUCAGCAUCCCAGAGUUCCAGAGAGCGUAUGUGGGAAACCUUCCACGAAUAUUUGACUACUCUCCUCUUGAUCCAACACAAGAUUUCAACACUCAGAUGGCUAAACUGGGACAUGGCCUCCUUUCAGGCCAGUACUCUAAGCCACCCAUGAAAUCUGAGCUUAUUGAGCAGGUGAUGAAAGAAGAACACAAGCCUCAACACAAUGGAAUAUCUCCCCGAAUGUUUAAGGCUUUUAUAAGUAAAGGCCACCCAGAAUUUUCCUCUAACAGACAACAAGACGCACAGGAAUUUUUCCUACAUCUUAUAAAUCUAGUAGAGAGGAACCCUGUAGGUUCAGAAAACCCUAGCGAUGUUUUCCGGUUCCUGGUGGAAGAACGCACACAAUGCUGCCAGUCCAGAAAGGUCCGCUACACAGAGAGGGUGGACUAUAUCAUGCAGUUACCUGUUGCCAUGGAGGCAGCAACAAACAAAGAUGAAUUAAUUGCCUAUGAAUUGAAGAGGCGAGAAGCAGAAGCUGCAAGGAGACCUCCACCAGAGCUUGUCCGUGCCAAGAUCCCAUUUAGUGCGUGUCUGCAGGCCUUUUCUGAACCAAACAACGUAGAGGAUUUCUGGAGCAGUGCCCUUCAAGCAAAAUCUGCAGGAGUUAAGACUUCUCGUUUUGCUUCGUUUCCUGAGUACUUAGUGGUGCAGAUAAAGAAGUUUACCUUCGGCCUUGAUUGGAUACCCAAAAAGCUUGAUGUUUCUGUAGACAUGCCAGAUUUCCUAGAUAUCAGCCACCUUCGGGCCAGGGGUCUUCAGCCAGGAGAAGAGGAACUUCCAGACAUUGCUCCUCCCAUUAUCAUUCCCGAUGACCCAAAAGAUCGUAUGAUGAACCGUUUUGUGGAAUCUCUAGAUAUUGAUGAGUCUUCAGUUAUGCAACUGGCGGAGAUGGGGUUUCCUUUGGAAGCAUGUCGGAAAGCUGUGUACUAUACAGGCAAUCUGGGUGCUGAAGUCGCUUUCAACUGGAUCAUUGCACACAUGGAAGAACCAGACUUUGCUGAGCCAUUGGUCAUACCUGCAUUUGGAGAAGUUGCUUCCAGUGGAGCAGCUGCAUUUGGAGCUGUUGGGCUAGAUAACCAACCUCCUGAAGAGAUGGUUGCAAUUAUCAUUUCCAUGGGCUUCCAAAGGAAUCUAGCAAUUCAAGCGCUGAAGGCAACAAACAGUAAUUUGGAGCGUGCGCUGGAAUGGAUCUUCAGUCACCCUGAACUCGAGGAAGAAAAUGAGCCUGCUUUGGACAUGAUGGAUAUGGAGAACAAUGCUAAUGCCAAUAUCCUUGCAGACACAGGGUCAGAGGGACCCAGGAUCAAAGACGGAUCUGGAAGAUACGAGCUGUUUGGGUUCAUCAGCCACAUGGGAACAUCCACAAUGAGUGGCCACUAUGUUUGUCAUCUCAAAAAAGAAGGAAGAUGGGUGAUCUACAAUGACCUUAAAGUCUGUGCCUCAGAACGACCUCCCAAAGACCUGGGCUAUAUAUAUUUUUACCACAGGAUACCAAGUUAGGCCUCAAAUCUAUUACUUGGCCUUAAGAAGCCAUAAGCCUUUUUAACCUGCCCAAAAAACCAUACAAUAAAAAAGAAAAUCUAAAACCAACAGAAGACCCCUAACCCUUGGACUGCCAAAAAUCAAAAGAAAACAUGGGAUAUUUAUAGUUUAUUUAAAAACAGUCAUUUGAUUCUGCCUUAAGUGUUAGAAGGAAAAUUUCUAUUAGGUGAUGUAUAGUACGUUGUUUUAAAUUUAUACAUCUUAAAGGAUACCUUAAAACCAUGCAGAUUACUGGUGGAGUUUGCAGCUAGUAUAUGGAGAAAAUGGAAGUUUCAGAGUUGAACAAAAAUAGCCCAGUUGAGCCCAGCUCCUGCCUGUUCUGUCCAUGCACCCACUGAAGACCACAAAGAAAUAUUUGUAUCUUUGGUGAGUGGGAGCCAGUGUUUUCAAACAGUCCAGACCACUUAGAGAAAUCAUACUGCAUAUAAAGUUGGAGGGGGGGGAGGUAUGUGAGUGCUCUUCAGGGCAGAACGUUUUAUCUGAGAGAUGAUUUUCAGUACACUGAGAAGAGCCAACUAAAUUUAUCUGUUGGAAUUCAGUUUUAUAGUAUUUUGGUUUGUCUUUUUGAUGCAUAACCUAAAACUAAUUAAGAUGGAAGAAAUCACCUGCUAGUGCCCUGUACAUUUUCUGCCAAAGAGUACAUUUGAUUUUUGCAGAUACAGGUUUUUUUGUCUUCUGUUCUAUGUUUGUUUUGCAAAUUCUUCCAACAGAUUCAGGAUUACAGAUAGCUAGAAGAAGCAGACUUUCUGACUAUAAAAUUAAAUGUAUACCCUCAGGAAAGGCAAGGCUAUUAAGGCUAUUAUUUAAAUUUUAUUUUCUUAUGAAGGAGGUAAAGAAGGGGUUAAUGUCCCAUUAUAUUUAUUUCAGGGAAAUUUGCAUCUAGACCACUCACAUUCCAGCUGAAAUCAACUCCCUGACAGAGUACUCACAGUGCAAUUCUGCUUUCUGCCAAAGAUUGCUUAAAUAUUUAGUUCCAUCCAUGAGUGGGGGAAACUGCUUAGUAAAACUGCUGAUUUAUUGAUUUGCCCCUCUCUGCUUCCUUUAAAAAAACCCACGACAGAAAAACAACAGAAGCCAAAGAACAAAAAACAACAAAAAACCUUUAAAAUGAUAUUUCAGCUUUCUUAAAUCUUGCAAACACACCAAUAAUCUCAUUUCUUCAACAGAUACCUUCUAAAAGGAGUUUUAUAUCUAUGGCAGGGAUGAAAGGGUAGGUAGGUAGGGGCUGGCCUUUCCUGUCUUUUUUUUUUUGGGGGGGGGGUGUUUGUGUCACAAGCAAGAAUAUAUAUGUGGGGUUUUUUAAUUGUAUUUGAAAACACUAAUUCUAGAAAAAAAUACAACGGUGAGUGCAGAACUUUUCAUGAUUCCAAAAAACCCCCAAAGAUUCUCAGUGUUGGCCACUGCAUAGAGACUGUUGCUGGAGUUGCCUCAUAUAAUCUUACUGAGCCCUCAAAAUAAAUUGGAACAGUCGGGAAAAAAAAAACAAAAAAAAAAAACAAAAAAAAAAAAAAAAACCAAAACAAAAAAACAAACAUAUAUAUCUUCCUUACAGAGUGCAAGAGAGGCAGGGAGGUGUAAUUACAUUUUCUCUGCAGUCAGUGCCUGCAAGUUUAAUAGCAAAAUUGAGGCAGCUACGUGCUACAGGAGAGAACCUAAAUUAAAAAUCUGGUUAUGAGUAGGGCAUUUUUUUUCCAGUGUUUGGGGAAAACCAGUUCUCCCUCUGGUCACAUAGCCUCAUGCAGAGCCAAAAAACAGUUGUUUUUUUAAAAUCAUGUUUUGAUCGUAAAAAAUGGAGAGAAAUUCUAGUGCAAUAAUUCUGUAGAAUGUAAAUGGUACCUAAUUGCUGGGAAGCUUCCUGCCCUUAGUGCUCUUAUUGACACAGAAGAAUGGCAUCCUAGCACAUUAGUAAGUGGCUCCUGUGAGAUACAGCUGCCUUGUAAUUAUUGAGCCACCAGUUCUGGACAAAAUAAAAGCUGCCAGUAAUUGUUUUAUUUCUUCCAGGUUUUGAGUACUUGUGUAUUUCACCAGAAAAUGCCAGAUUUAAAAACGGGAUCAGCAAAUUACGCAGUGAUCCAUCUAUUUAAAAUGAAAGAACAAAAUUUCUGUACACCUGUGUUUGGGCUUUUUCAUUCUGGCAGUAGAAAAAGGACAAAAGGCCUCUGUUUUUAAUUUUUGUUCUUUUUUUAAUUUUUUUGAAUGCCCGGUUACAUUCCAAGGAAGUUCAACACAACAGCUUCCCCUCUUGGCUCAUGAACUUAAAGGGCUAUUUAUAAACUAAAAAGAUCUGGUGGCCACUACCUUUUUAUUUAGAAACCUUGGGUAAAUAAAGGCCAACAGACUAGUUCCCAUCUUCAUUAUUAAACUGGAAACAUGGCUGGUCUCGUAGGACUAAGGGUGGAGCUUGGACUCCUGCAAACCGUUUGUCUGGUACAUCUGAGAACUGGAAUGGCUGUGGGUCUGAUGGAUCUCGGUUAAUAGGAGGCACACUUAGAAAGCUGGCAGGUGAUAAACUGGAAAUGGUAAAUGAAAGGGGAGAGCCAUUUGCUGGCUGUGAUAGGUGAACUGUAGCAGCUCAGCUUCCGAAAGUCCUUUCAGUUCAUCACUCUUAUGCACUGCCUGCCUAAACUACCAAGUGGGUCAGAAGUGCAGGGAGCAGUUUAGGGGAAAAGCUUAUGGAUCUUCUAAAAUUUAGCACUUGAAAAUAUAUUAAAUGUCCUUCAGCUGUUUGAGGAAUUAUUUUACUAUCUCCCGAAGUAGUGGCUUCCCUCCUUUUUCAAACAGCCAGUUAAGUCAUCUUACUUUUGUGAUGAGAUAUGUGUGAAGAACAUAAUGAAUCUGGAGAAGCAGGAUGUAGACUCCUGACACUUCAGCCUAAUGUGGGGGAGACGAGUUUGUUUUGAUUGUUUGUUUGUUUUUAAAUUUCAGCAUGCAGAAGCCACCCUCAAACAAACUGUACUGAAUAGAGGAUGAAUUUAUCAGGCUUUGCCUGCUAAAAUUAGUAUGCACUUAAUUGUGCUGGGCCAGGCCUCAGUGCAUGGCCUGAGCAGUGGUUGAUGGGGAAACUCCAUGUGUCUGGGUACUGUAAUAGCUGUUGGGGGGUUAGGCAUGCUGGGAGCUUCUUGACAAAAAAGGAUGGAGGGAAAAAAGUCACCGUGAGCUGUUUGAGACAGUCUCACCUGAGAAUUUUGGCAAGCCAGAACUUGACAGCAAGUAAUGUUCUUAUUUCUUGGACUGAUUUUUAUUUUUUCAUAUGAUACAUUUUAGAUUAGGAAAGGGGAAGGAAGUAAAACUCAACAACUUUUCCUUGGUUUCCUUUUCUCCUCCCAUUCCUAAAGCGUGCUGGAUCCAGGAGACCCCUCAUUUUGAGUCACAAUCUCCAGUCACCAAAACACCUGUAGACACAAAGUCCUAUUUAAUCUUCCUAGCUAAAAUCAAAUUCAGAUAAAAAAUUUAUUCAAAGCUAUGGUUUUAAAACAAGUCUAGAUAUUUCCAGACUACUAUCACUUGUAAUUCUACUGUGUUUGGUGGCAUUACUUCUGACUGACUUUGGUGUAACUGAAAUGAGCAUCAGUGCAGUUUCUUUGAUUCGGGCAGCCUCCACUGGGUUGUAGUGCACAUUUUGAAUACAGAUGCAACCAGAGCUUGUUAGAUUGUUUUAGAAGCAUCUCCAAUUCAUUCCUUUCGCUCUCCAUUCUGACAGCAAGCAUUUUUCUCUUAUUUGCUAUUUUCAUGCAUUGAAAGACUAUACAAAAUAUGUAACUGGACAUAACUUUUUAUUCUUUUCCCAUCACCCUUCCUACCUUAAUGGCUGAGAUCAGUUUCUGAUUACUAUUCACUCCUCAGUGGUUUUACUGUUGUAUCCUGGAAGCGUCUGUACUGGUUUACUUUGCACCAUUCAGAGUUGUUUGCUUGAAGCACUGUUAACAUUUUGGAGAGUAAUUGUCUGAGAUGAUAAAGGUUGUGAAUGACAUUGUUGCAACUGUUUUAAAUUAAAAAGAAAUAUUCUCA
This is a messenger RNA of Tyto alba (common barn owl), 6748 nucleotides long. RefSeq names its product ubiquitin specific peptidase 13 (gene USP13). The transcript is spliced from 21 exons. Gene Ontology annotation, molecular function: zinc ion binding; protein binding; cysteine-type deubiquitinase activity. Gene Ontology annotation, biological process: protein deubiquitination. The record is from RefSeq and is a predicted model, not a curated record. NCBI's taxonomy places the organism in Eukaryota, Metazoa, Chordata, Aves, Strigiformes, Tytonidae. The coding region runs from base 113 to 2698 and encodes 861 amino acids.